Molecule: messenger RNA, 2964 nt
Organism: Bemisia tabaci
Lineage: Eukaryota; Metazoa; Arthropoda; Insecta; Hemiptera; Aleyrodidae
Biological process (GO): L-ascorbic acid biosynthetic process
Molecular function (GO): calcium ion binding; gluconolactonase activity
Source: RefSeq, a predicted model, not a curated record
AGCUCCAUUAUCGGCGGCCUGGACCGCGUCUGAGAAGUUACACGUGGGGAGGAACAAGAAAAUGACCAAAUGGCGAUGGGAUUACAAUCUAUUUCACUACCGAGAAAAUGACUGAAAAUUGAGUAUAUAAUGUAAGUUUUGAAAAAGCUCACUGUUUUCAAUGUUACGGUGAAGUUGAGUGCGUUCCAGCUGACAGCGUUUUACAUAUAUAAGUAGCGUUGAGUGAAAGAGGGAACUGAAAGUUCAAUUCAGUCAUGUGGGUCUCCUCUUCAACGAAAGGAGUUCGACGUCACUGGAUAUGGCUGGUGCUGCUACUCUCGCUGCAAGUAGUGCACGGGGCUGAAGAAACACCCGCAGACAACACCACCUCUGAGAAUACUUCCACAACUCCAGACAGUUCCACAAAUCAAAACAGCACAACUCAAAACAACUCCAACAAUAAUUCCACAAACAACGAUUGCGACUGCAAUUGCGAUUAUUUUAUGCGACAAGUCACGUGUCCUUUCGACCACUUGGAUAAUCCGCAUUACGAUAAACAGAAUGAUAUUCUUAUAUUCAUCGAUCAGUACGUUGGAAGAGUCUGCAUAUACGACCCAAACACUGGUUGCACAUCCUGCACCUGUGAAUUAGAUGAGCCACUGGGCUCAGUGAUCCCGCUUCUGGACUCAUGCAACGAGUAUAUAAUUGGCUACGGACCGAAAAUGGCGAAGAUGAAGUGGGACGGAUGCUGCGAUACUUGUCCGGAGAUCACAAUUAUAAGUCGACAUGACAAAGAAAAACGUGGUGUCGUAUUCAACGACGGAAAGGCCGACCUCUUCGGGCAUGUCCUCAUGAAUACUAAAGGACCUGUAAAACCUAACGGCGAAACGGAGAGUGGGUUCGCCACUUUGUACCGAUACGUGGCGAGGGAGUGUGGUUUGAAGGACGCUCUCGGGAAGGAUGACAGAGAAGACUACCUCAACGGAAUCGCGUUUAAUUGCAACUACACAACAAUGUACAUGUGCGAGACGAAAAAGAAAAAAAUCUACGGUUUCGACUACGAUCUCAAAACUGGCAAACCAAGCAAUAAGAGGAUGGUGUUCGAUUAUGAUAAAGCAAAUGAAGAUGGGAGACCUAAUGGACUGACAAUCGAUUGCUGCGGGAACUUAUGGGUCGGUAGUCAAGGAGGUGGGAAAGUGCUUCAAGUGGACCCGGUUACAGGUAAGGUAAUGCGAAAGAUCCCAUUCCCCGUCAGAGAUGUGAUUGCUCUCACAUUUGGUGGUUGCGGACUUGAUGUUCUGUACGUCACGACUUCACGGAGAUUUCUGACUUGUGACGAGAAAAAGGGACAGCCUCAGGCAGGCAGUGUUUUCGCCGUCUACAACCUGUGUGCGCAAGGAUUGCCGGCCAACGACGCCUGCAUCUGUAGGGGCGGCUGCUUCUGCAGUGGAUUCUACAACCCUUGCGGGUGCACGCGCUGUGGAAAAUACGACAAAGAUGACGAUGAUAAAGACAAUAACAACGACGGGAACAGCCAGGAUAAAAAUUCCAACAACGGUGGAAGCGAAAGUAACAACAACGAUAGCAAUAAUAGUGGUAAUAAUACCACUAAUAGCAACUCGAAUUCUUGCAGAUCAUGCGGAUACGGUGGAAAAUACGGUUUCCGCACGGCAUCCAGUGGAGACUACCAAAGAUGCUGUGGAUGUUGUGACGUUUGCGGAGGAGUUGGCUACAGAUUCGGCGCAUGCUCCAAAGGAGGAUCCUGUGGAGGUGGCAAAUCUGGUGGAUGCAACAACGGUUACGGGUCGUGUGGCUGUGACAAUGGUUACGAGUCGUGCGGAUGCUCCAAAUCUUGUGGAUGCAACAACGGGUACGAAUCAUGCGGCUGUUGUAACUCGUGUGGGAGUGGUAACGGCUACGGAUCGUGUGGCUGCUGUAACUCUGGUGGAUUUAACAGUUACGGCUUGUGCGACUGCGGUAAAUCGUGUGGGAGUUCAUGUGGGAGUAGCAAAGGUUACAGUUCAUGUUGCUGCUGCAAAUCGUACGUUAAGGAUUCCGGUACAUCGACAAACAACACAUCGGAUGGAAGCAGCAACGGAACGAAUGGCAGUGGAUCGGGUUGCAGCUGUGGAAAUGGAGUGAGCGGGUCAUGUGGAGGAAGUGGGAACGGGAGCUGCGGAAGUAGUGGGUCAUGCGGAGGCUGUGGAAGAAGCGGUUGCGGGUCGUGUGGAGGCAACGGAGGAGAUGGUUACGGAUCGUGUGGAAGCUGCGGCAGAGGCGGUUAUACCUCGUGUAAAGGCUGCGGAUCAUGCAGUUGCUACGGAUUAAGUGGACCCUGUGGAUCUUGUGGAGGGUGCGGAUCAUGUGGAAGCUCUGGUUGCGGUGGACGCUGUGGAUCAUGUGGAGGUUCUGGAUGUGGUGGAAGCUGUGGAUCAUGUGGAGGUUCUGGAUGUGGUGGACGCUGUGGAUCAUGUGGAGGUUCUGGAUGUGGUGGAAGCUGUGGAUCAUGUGGAGGUUCUGGAUGUGGUGGACGCUGUGGAUCAUGUGGCGGAUCUGGAUGUGGUGGACGCUGUGGAUCAUGUGGCUAUGGAUCGAGCGGAAACUGCUGCCCUAGCGGAAGCUCUGGACCACCUCGAGGUUCCUGCGGAAGUUGUAGCAGAGGUCCAUACGGUUCUGGAAGAGCAGGUUACGUUCCUGGUGCAUGUGGAUCGUGCAGAGGGAAUGGUGGCUGUGACGAUCUCGUUGAAGGGUUGUUAUCAGUUCUUGCCGCUAGGAAGAAUUACUAAGUUCUUUGAGCCAUGCAGUAAGAUCAUUACUCAUUAGCUGGUUCGAUUUUACGCCUGAGCUUGUCUUGGCGCCUUUUUGGCUGCCUAAAUAUCCGUCUUAUUCAAUGUCACGAAUUGUUAGCACUAAUUCUCCACAUUACUCAUGUCUUGAAUAAAAAACAAACAGUAAAUUGUAUUAAAAAUUGUAUUUAAACUGAAA